Molecule: messenger RNA, 2471 nt
Organism: Prorocentrum cordatum
Lineage: Eukaryota; Dinophyceae; Prorocentrales; Prorocentraceae
Source: the annotation of a GenBank genome assembly
UGUCUCCACUCGCUUUUGAUGAGCUCUGCCGAAGUCUGCCACUCAAAGCGAAGGCCGUGGAUGCGCCUUGCACAACACGCAAGCAACAAAAUGAGAUAUCCGCAAGACGUGGAGCUCGAGCAUCCUCUGAAGCCGUUGCGAACAGACUGGUGCACGAUCUGCAAUGCAACGUCCGAAGAGCACGCUGCCAGUCCACAGGCCCACGAAGAAUCUCAAUAUUCGAGAGCCAACAUUCUUGAGGCAUCUCAUUCAAGCACCUGCCCCGGCAGAUUUGCCAGGGCGUGCCAACGCAAGCGCUCUGCACACCACAAGAAGGGAGGUUGGAUCAGACGAGUGGGCCGGAUGACCAGGCGGCGGUGGAUGAGGAGGAUGGCCUCGGUCUGGACCGGGCGGGCCAGCGUCCUAAACGAUCCUGCGAAGACAGCAGGGCAGAUGCUACCGCUGUAUGGCCUAACUACGAACAGCAUUGUUAGCUCCGGUGAGGCGACUCUUGCAGGAGCUCCUGAGGACGAAGCCGCGUUUGGAGGCAGAAAUAAUGGCAUAACCAUACCUGGUUUAGUGAUUCUGGCCAAUUUAGGGGCUCCAGGGCCCCGGGUCCCCUUAUCUAGGGUCCUGGUUAUACCCGAGCUUGGGCGCGCUGCCGAGAGCGGUGCCCGCGACUGUCGGACUGGUCCAGGGCGCGGGUGGCCUGAGACAUGCCAGCUGGCGUGCGGAAAAACCUAUGCGUGAGGGCAUGCCCCGCCGCGGCUGUCAGAACGAAGUGCGUGUGGAAUUGCUGCCUCGUUGGGAGUCGACCUUACUUACCAUUGCCACCAGAUUUUUUGUAGCAGCUCCUCCAUUUCUCCUUUGACUUGUGGGGGUGGAAAACUGCAGCUUCCUGGUCGGAGCAGUCUCUCGGAGCGCAGUAGUCGUCCGCAACGAGACUGCCAGAGUGCACAGCGGUCGCACCCAGCUUUUGCAUGCACUCGGCCAUGUACAUGUCCUCACCCCAGCCCUGCCACGACAUUCCCAUCUCGCACUUCUCUUCGCCGGCAUCCCUGUACAGCUCCAUCGCCUCCUUCGAGAACACCUCGAUCGACCCGUAGAGCCACCACUCGCCGUCGUGGAAACAAUUCUUGUAGAACGCCACAGUCCCAGUGGAGCCGGAAGCGACGAUGUGCUUCCGAACGCGCUCGGGGAAGAUGACGGCGUCGGGGUCGCCCUUGAUGAUCCAAUCGUGGUCCCACAAAAUGCCACUGUUGACGAGCAUCUUGAUGGAGUUGAUGAAGAUCUGGGUGUUCAGCCACGAGUUGGUCGUCUCGCCGGGGUGGUUCUUAAUGUCGCCCAUCGUUACAUCGUCCACCUCGUUCACCCACGACCAGAUGUCCCUGUUCUUGUAGUCCUUCCCCACCAAGACCUUCUCGCCGCUCACGGUCACGGUGGUGUCGCAGGCGAAGAUGCCCGCACUCAGCCUGCAGGCCUCCUCGACAAGAUCCUGCUCCUUCGUGUGGGCCCGGAACACUGCAAAGCAGAAGAGCGACGGCGAGCCCCACUCGUGGAAGAUGGAAACGGUUGUCGUGGCCGACUGUGUCGUCGUGCCCGUCACCGACGUGACAGAGGUAUGCGUCUGCACUGGAAAGGGCAGGAGGGCGUCGUACGGCGCCGUGGAGCAUAUCCUGACCAACUUCUUUUCCUUGGCGUACCGCGCCCAACUCUCGCCACCACUCUCGCUGGCUCGCGGGGAUUCGCUCUCCGUCAGCCGCCUGGCCUGCUCGGCGGGGUCAAGGGCCUCCGCGGUGGCCUCGCGGUGUCCUCCACGGGGAGCGUCGCCACUCUGCAGCCUCCUGCCCGCUUGCCCCUUCUUGUCCUCACCAGCAACGUUAGCAGACCUGGCCUCGUCGUCCGCUCCUUCGUGCCGUUCGUCCUCGCCGUCGUCGGCGUCCUCGUCGUCUCCGCCAUGCUCCUUGGUGGCUGACGCCCCCGCGUGCUUGGUCGGAUCCAGCUGGCACCCGUCGUUGAACCAAAGCGCGUCCUCCGCCUGUUCCAGCCGGCUUGCGGCGUACCUGCAGAUGGCCUGGUCUGGGAUGUCGUACGCAUUCUCCUCAUCGCAGUCGCCGUCCGCCAACAAGUAGGCGACCUCGCGCCUUCUCAUCAAUUCUGUGACCUCUCCGUCCAAGUACCCGCUCGAGUCGAGGCGGAUCUCCAUGUAGCCGUCCAUGCCAAACAGCUUGAGCCAGUGCCCCCUCUCGAAGCCGAGGACGACGGUUCCGGCCGGGACGGCCCUGACGACCUCUGAGCCGGUGUUGUUGCGCCUCCUGAUGUUGACCAGCCCUCCGGCAUACGCUGCCCCGGCACCUCCCACUCCGACGGCCACCUCUCCUCGACGGCCUCUUCGGCCUGCGCCUCCACGGCGCCGGCGACCGCGUCGAGGAGGCCGCCCGGCGCGGGCGGCUCCGCGGGUGGCUCCGCCGCGGCGGACAUGAACCUCGCGG